Hibiscus syriacus is the source of this 1130-nucleotide messenger RNA. Its product is annotated as ubiquinol oxidase, mitochondrial-like. The record is from RefSeq and is a predicted model, not a curated record. The coding region runs from base 22 to 1062 and encodes 346 amino acids. Gene Ontology annotation, biological process: alternative respiration. Gene Ontology annotation, cellular component: mitochondrion. The transcript is spliced from 4 exons. NCBI's taxonomy places the organism in Eukaryota, Viridiplantae, Streptophyta, Magnoliopsida, Malvales, Malvaceae. Gene Ontology annotation, molecular function: alternative oxidase activity.
ACAAAAGCUUGAAGAAUAUUCAUGAGAGGGAGCAUGAACCGUUUUGUAUUGAAGUCAGCGAAGCAAUGUCUGAUCAACGGCCGGAGCAACUACGGAACCAGCUCCGGCGGCCGAGUGUUCGGAUCCGCCGUGGUUGGGAGAAGUGUCGAGCUUAGCGGGCAACGAAACGGCGGCGUGGCGUUUGGAGGAUUGGAGUGGCGGAGGAUGAUGAGCUCUGCUCCCGCUUCAUUGGAGAAAGAGUCUUUGGAGAAGAAGGAACGUGAGAAUUCGGCGGCGGAAGAUACGAAAGGGAAGGGUGAUGUGGUGGCGUCGAGUUAUUGGGGGAUUUCAAGGCCUACGAUCACUAGAGAAGAUGGCACCGUUUGGCCCUGGAACUGCUUCAUGCCAUGGGAAACGUACAAGGCAGACGUGUCAAUUGAUGUGAAAAAGCACCACGAGCCACAGAACUUCAUGGAUAAAUUAGCUUACAGGACAGUCAAAUUCCUUCGGGUUCCUAUGGAUUUGUUCUUUCAGAAACGUUAUGGCUGUCACGCAAUGAUGCUGGAAACUAUAGCAGCCGUCCCCGGCAUGGUCGGAGGGAUGCUUCUACAUCUCAAGUCGCUCCGUAAGUUCCAGCACAGUGGCGGGUGGAUUAAAGCUUUACUCGAAGAAGCCGAGAACGAGAGGAUGCAUCUGAUGACGAUGGUUGAGCUUGUGCAACCCAAGUGGUACGAGAGGCUCCUUGUUCUUGCUGCGCAAGGGGUGUACUUCAACGCUUUCUUCCUUGUUUAUGUAACCUCGCCCAAACUGGCGCAUAGAUUUGUCGGGUAUUUGGAAGAGGAAGCGAUCAUCUCGUACACCGAGUAUCUCGAAGCGAUCAAAAGUGGCGAAGUCGAAAACGUUCCGGCCCCUGCCAUUGCGAUAGAUUACUGGAGAUUGCCUAAAGAUGCUACGCUCAAGGAUGUUAUAACUGUCAUCCGCGCUGAUGAAUCUCAUCAUAGGGAUGUCAAUCAUUUCGCUUCGGAUAUUCAGUUUCAGGGGAAGGAAUUGAGGGAGGCACCCGCUCCUCUUGGUUAUCAUUAAUUCAAGCUCAAUGUCGGAUUACGGUGGAUAUUCAUGUGUUGAUGCAAACUUGAAGGGUAUUUCUUUCA